Messenger RNA from Plasmodium gonderi, 960 nucleotides. Its product is annotated as glyoxalase I. The coding region runs from base 1 to 960 and encodes 319 amino acids. Gene Ontology annotation, cellular component: cytoplasm. The transcript has 6 exons. Gene Ontology annotation, molecular function: lactoylglutathione lyase activity. Lineage: Eukaryota; Apicomplexa; Aconoidasida; Haemosporida; Plasmodiidae. The record is from RefSeq and is a predicted model, not a curated record.
AUGAGAAAACAUCUGCUUUUGGCACUCCUAUUCUGUUUUAAUAGCUAUCAUUUUUUGAAAUUACAAAGGAGAUGGUCUUAUUCUUUCCUGAAUAACAGCAAUAAUGUUUUCAGAAAAAAAGAAAAAUAUAGAAGCAACAAGUUAAAAUGCAGAGUGGAAGGGAUAGAAUACAAAGUUCAGAAUGUGGAAAAUUCGUUGGAAUUUUACAAAAAUGUGUUAGGUUUUAAAGUAUUCGAGAGGGGAGAAAAUUUCGUGAAAAUGAUUUUAGGUCCCAAUGAGGCACAUAUAAAAUUAAUACAAAAAGAGGACAAGUUGGACAUGACUAUAGGAGAGCAUUCUUUCCUUGGUCUAGGAAUAAAUUUAAAAGAAUUCGAAAUAAAUAAAACAAAAAUGUACAGAGGAAAUGUGGAGGAAGGAAUAGAUGAACGACCUAUCACGGCGUGCAUAUUGCCAGACGAAGAUGCACAAAUAAGACGAUUCUGGAAAAAUUGCUUCAUAACAGAUCCAGAUGGAUAUGGGAUCGAAGUGGUGCUGACGAGUGAAGGCAGCAAACUUGAUAGGAUACGCCUUUUUACCACGUCUACGAAGGACUCUCAAAGGUUUUACUCGGACAUUUUGGGAAUGGAGGUAAAAAAAAAAAAAUGGCAUUAUUUUAAACAAACACUUAUAAAAAUACAAAGCCAUUUAGAAGAAAUUUCUUAUCCCUGGAAUGUGUAUGGUGGAAUGAGUUAUUUCUUUUCUUCCAAAACAAAUGGAACCACGCUGCAGUUAGCAUAUGCAUAUGAUGAGGAUAAGCUACACAUGGGAAAUUCAUUAGGGAACUUAAUUUUGGGCUUCAAUGAUUUAUCUCAAAUUAAAAAGAGGUUACUAGAAAAUAAUAUAAAUGUGGAAAAAUCAAAUAGUGGCUUAAUAGUGAAAGAUCUGGAUGGAUAUAGCGUUUAUUUGAAGAGCGAAAAUUAG